CCAGCCUCUGUGUAUUCCGUCCAAUGCUGCCCUUUCAAAGGCUUUCAUCCACAUUUGUCCCCUGGAAUAGCAACUUUCCACCUAGGGUCAUGUCUCAGCCUGCCUAGGACGGAUUCUGCCCUGUGCUACACCCUGCAAAUCUGUGCUGUCAUGCGCGACUACCGUGCAGUGUCACGUCGCGGUGACGUUGGCUUGGAUUGACCAACCUCUUCAGCACUAUACUAGUAUUCUCGAAGACUUGGAUUUCUUUCGCUACUCGUACACUCUCACUGACAAACACCAUUGAACUUCUGUUAGCAGCAAGUAUCCGUACUCAAUCCCACCGACUGAUUGGAAUGCAAGGGAACACGCGCUAGACUUCACGUGUCCAGCCUUUGUUUUCCUCUGUCUUUCCUGCAUUGCAUCGGCGUUGAACACAUUUUCUCAUCCUUGUACAAUAUGUUGAGCUCACCUGCGGAGUUCGUGCUCACUGCACUCAUCCUCACCUCAAUAUCACUUCCAGCUGCGGCUCAAACAUAUACGUCAUGUAACCCGUUGACGGAGAGUGGAUGUCCAGCCGACACAGCUCUAGGGAAGAGUCUGACUAUCGACUUUACCUCCGGUGCCUCCUCCCAGUUCAACGUUUCGGGAUCCCCAACCUACGGUGACAAGGGCGCAGAGUUCACCAUUAAAGAGUCUGGCGACGCUCCCACAAUUACCUCAAAAUGGUACAUUAUGUUUGGUCACGUCGAUUAUGUUAUUCAGGCGGCUCCAGGAACGGGCAUAGUCAGCGCCGCGGUUUUGCAAUCGGAUGACUUGGACGAGAUCGACUGGGAAUGGAUCGGAGGCGACGACACUGAAGCGCAAAGCAACUAUUUUGGAAAAGGCAUCACAACAGAAUACAACCGUGGUGGUACCCACAGCGCUCCGGACAAUCACGACGAAUUUCAUACCUACAGCGUCGAUUGGACUGCCGAUGAGAUACUCUGGUCAAUCGACGGCACGACCGUUCGAGCCAUGACUCAAGCUGAAGCCGACUCUGGCCAAUACCCUCAGACACCCAUGUAUGUCAAGAUUGGCAUAUGGGCUGGAGGUGAUCCAUCAAAUUCGGCUGGAACCAUCGAGUGGGCAGGUGGUGAGACGGAUUACUCGGAUGGUCCUUUCACCAUGUACCUCAAAUCUGUCACUGUCAAGGAUUAUUCGACUGGAUCUUCAUACUCGUACUCGGGUACUAGCGGCACGUGGGAGUCUAUCGUUUCGGACGGUGGCGAGGUCAACAGCUCAGGCAACAGCACGUCCGACUCAACGAGCACCGCCAGCGCUGCUGCCACGACAUCUACCGCCUCGAGCAGUGCUGGACUUGCAUACAGCAACAGUGGGAGUGAUAGCUCUAGCUCGACAAGCCAUACUGGUUGGCCGUGGGUGACAACAUCAGGAACCGCAACCGCUACAGCAAGCAGUACGAGCGUCACCGUGUCCCCAUCCAACUAUACGUCCUACUCGGCAGUCUCUGCGUCGGCUUCGGUAUCGUCCUCUUCCCCUGAGUAUACAAACACUUCUCAAACCACAACCCUUCUCCAGAAUUCCACCACCACGAGCGGAUCUCAAUCAUCAAGCACGCUGGCUACGACAAACACCACUAGGAGCGCUGUAUCAGCUUCGCCCGCGGCAGCCUCCGCGUCCUCAAAUACAAAUACCACCGUUACUCGAGGACCUUUGUCAGCAUCGUCCACGUCUGUCGCAACAUUCGGCAUGAUAACCACUACCAAGUCGUCGACGACUACUAGUGGUGACACAUCAACCUCUGUAUCAGGAAUAACGACCUUUGUUCAAUCGGGAAGCUCGUCGACGGCUACGGCCUCAGUGACAACGACACCGGCUGCAGUGAAUACUGCGAACGGAUAUUUUCCCCUUAGUCUUUGGGGUAUGCUUGUGUGCUUGGUGGCCACAUUGUAUUUUGUUUAAAGAGUUGGCCAAACGAAUUACGGCACAUUUGUCAGAAUGCUUGGUUUAUUGAUGGAGGGUGGCGUUGGAAGGAUUCUAGAAGGCCAAGAAAAAGCCGCAUUGCAGGACCAGGAACGGGCAGCAAGGCUGCGAAAAAGCCUUGGAUAAAAGCGACGACUAUGAUACCCAUGUAAAAAAGAAGGGGCUCCAAGUGAGUCUACUAUGUAGUAAUAUUAGAUACAUGAAUCGAAAUAUCAAACCAAA
Exophiala viscosa is the source of this 2187-nucleotide messenger RNA. RefSeq names its product concanavalin A-like lectin/glucanase domain-containing protein. Gene Ontology annotation, biological process: fungal-type cell wall organization; carbohydrate metabolic process. Bases 439 to 1944 code for a protein of 501 amino acids. The record is from RefSeq and is a predicted model, not a curated record. Lineage: Eukaryota; Fungi; Ascomycota; Eurotiomycetes; Chaetothyriales; Herpotrichiellaceae. Gene Ontology annotation, cellular component: fungal-type cell wall. Gene Ontology annotation, molecular function: glycosyltransferase activity; hydrolase activity, hydrolyzing O-glycosyl compounds. The transcript has 3 exons.